CCGCUCCUGUUGAUAGUUACGUGGCGGUAGUAUCUCUCUUCCAUCUUGGUUUAUGUCUUUUCCGGUACACUAGCCAUCAUGAGUCGCGUCAGGACCAAGACGGUCAAAAAGGCCGCCAAGCUCAUCAUCGAGAAAUACUAUACUCGAUUGACUAUGGACUUCCAUACAAAUAAAAGGAUAUGCGAAGAAAUAGCUAUUAUUCCGAGUAAAUCUUUGCGAAACAAAAUCGCUGGAUUUGUCACGCAUUUGAUGAAGCGUCUUAGACACAGUCAGGUCCGUGGUAUUUCCAUCAAAUUGCAAGAAGAAGAGAGGGAACGCCGUGACAACUAUGUUCCCGAAGUCUCUGCUCUGGAACACGAUAUCAUCGAGGUUGAUCCAGAAACUAAGGAAAUGUUACAAAUGCUUGGAUUCAAUAACAUUCCAGGUCUCCAACUCACACAAUCUCAACUACCACCAUAUAGCAGGCGUUCUUAAAAUAUUCUUUGUAUUAAAUAAGAUUGCUAGCAUUGCAUUUUUCAAUAAAAUUGCAGGCUGACAUUCUAAACAA
Messenger RNA from Hylaeus volcanicus, 547 nucleotides. It is a transcript of the gene RpS17, whose product is annotated as 40S ribosomal protein S17. The transcript is spliced from 3 exons. The record is from RefSeq and is a predicted model, not a curated record. Bases 79 to 474 code for a protein of 131 amino acids. Gene Ontology annotation, molecular function: structural constituent of ribosome. NCBI's taxonomy places the organism in Eukaryota, Metazoa, Arthropoda, Insecta, Hymenoptera, Colletidae. Gene Ontology annotation, cellular component: ribosome. Gene Ontology annotation, biological process: translation.